CCCGAAUGACUGCCCGCCGCUCUCCACUCACCGCCCGUCUCACGCGCCGACGCGCGUCCGCACGCCCUAUCGCCCACAUGGUCCGGUCCACCAUCGCUCACGCGGCGCACGCUCCCGCUGGACUCCCCCCAUAUAAAUCCACCCGCAAGACUCCGACGCACCAUCCUCCGUUUACUAGCCAGAAAUACUUCCAUUCCAUUCCGUUCCGAUGGGUUCUAGAGUGGUUUCCCUGGUUGUGGCCGUGGCCGUGGCGAUGGCGGCAGGGGUGGGGGUGGGGGCCGACUUCGCGGCGGACCGUGCGGAGUGCUCGGACAAGCUGGUGGCGCUGGCGACGUGCCUGACGUUCGUGCAGGGGCAGGCGCCGGCGCCGACGCCCGACUGCUGCGCGGGGCUCAAGACGGUGCUGCAGAGCAGCCGCAAGUGCCUGUGCGUGCUCGUCAAGGACCGCGACGACCCCGGCCUCGGCCUCAAGAUCAACGUCACCAGGGCGCUCGGCCUCCCCGCCGCUUGCAGCGCCGCCGCGAACAUCUCCGACUGCCCCCGGCUGUUGAACCUGCCGCCCAACUCCAAGGACGCGCAGGUCUUCGAGGAUUUUGCCAAGCAGCAGGCAGCCCAGGGCAGCCCCGUGGGCCGAGUGCGCCGAGCACGGGCGCGCAGAAGAGCGCGGCGACGAGGAUGGGCCGGUGGUUGGGGGUGGGCGGGGUUGGUGGAGUCGCACGCGCAGGCGCGGUGGUGCCCUUUCUCCUCUUCUUCGGCGCCGUCCCACUCGCUCUGCCUUUCUUGCUCCUGCGCUGAGAAACGGAGAUGAUAGUGCCGGACAGCGGCUGAUCAUCAGUGUGUGUGUUUGUCAGUUUGUGUGUGUACAUGGGCUGAUAGUGGCGUAGCCGACUUGGUUGAUGAAAUGAUGAGCGCAAGCAUGAGUGUGUUGUGUAAUGCAUUAUUUGAGAUUGGGUGUGAAAAGAAAUCGAGAUGUGAGUUGGUAAUGCAUGUUUGA
Brachypodium distachyon (stiff brome) is the source of this 994-nucleotide messenger RNA. Its product is annotated as protein YLS3. Gene Ontology annotation, molecular function: lipid binding. Gene Ontology annotation, biological process: lipid transport. The coding region runs from base 209 to 808 and encodes 199 amino acids. Lineage: Eukaryota; Viridiplantae; Streptophyta; Magnoliopsida; Poales; Poaceae. The transcript has 3 exons. The record is from RefSeq and is a predicted model, not a curated record.